GUCGCUUUCCUCAAUUUUUUAUAUUAUCAACUCCGAACUUUUGGAAAACGUGAAGAUUUGCUGAUGAUUACCUAAUCAAAUACAAUCCAUCUGAGUUUAACUGUGAGCAUCUGCGCAGCUGCAAGGAGUCACUUCAGGCAAGAGAGCACACAAUGGACAGCCGAGCAUACUCCACAUCCGCUUCCCAGACACCACUUUCUUUACCUACUGUGUCCCCGUGCACCUCUAUCCAGUGUGAGGAAUCUGAAAGCUGCACUUCUCCGCACAUUCAUCCCUGCACUUCCAUCACGAGUCAGUUAGAGCCCACGCUGCCUUAUCGCGACUUGUCUGGACUACGUGUGGUUUCCACCCUGACUGCGGAUAUCCCCACACCAUCCGCUGUUUUGCCACAUGUGUUUUUGGGCAGCCAAUUGGACGCCAUGUCCCACACUAUUUGUCAUGAGUACAGGAUCACACACAUCAUAAAUGUAUCUGUGGACGGACCGGCUCCGAAGCACAUCCGACCUGAGAAUUUUCAUCGUAUCCCGGUUAAUGACAACUACACUGACUGCAUGAGGUCGUUCUUCGACGAGGCUUUUGUCUUUAUUGACAAGGUCAAAGUUGCUAAAGGUCGCGUUCUAAUCCACUGUUCUGCGGGUAUUUCCCGCUCACCCACACUGGCCAUCGCUUAUCUAAUGUCCUCUUUCCGGAUGCCUAUGCGGACGGCGUACAACCUUAUUAAGACUGUUCGAUCUACUGUUGCUCCCAAUUUCAACUUUCUCGGGCAACUCCUCGAUUUUGAAGUUGAGCUGUCUCGCCUUGGUUCUCUCCCGACCUCUUUACUCUUACCUUUGGCCAACAGCAACCGAAGUGGACGCCUCUCCACUUUCUCCUGGGUGUCAUCAGAGUCCAACGUGCUUCUCAGUGACAAUUCCUUUGCCGUUUCUGAUUUGUCUAUUAACCCCUUGAAGCGUCACAUUACUAACCAUCCUCAGAUGAUGGUCUCUUUACCACGACUCCACUCAUUUUCAAAGAAACGGGAAUGGUCAAGGCACUCGAAUUCCGAUGUUCCAGCGAAUGUUCACACAGCCGCUUGUCAUCAACACCCUCAAGGCGCGAUCACCUCUGUCAGUCCAAGGGAAGGGAAGCGAAGUCGCAUGUCCUUACUGCAACACCACGAAACAACUGAAAAUCAGCUUCUUUCUCCUUGUUCAUUUCUUUCACGCUUAAUGCUUACAUCACCUUCUGAAGAACGUAGUCUCACUGGUUUCCCUUCGCGAGCACUCGGGAGUGCUUCUGAAAUUAAUUUUUCAUCAGAGAUUGUUUCAACUGUUGUUUCUUGCUCUUUGACAAACCUGGACAACCUUCAUUUCCAACCGUGCUCCACACACUUUCUGCAACUUGGUUGUGCGGAGUCUGUUUCACCUCUAUCAGUUCGGCUGCGACGCCCCUUGACCUCCUCCUUAGGCACACGUUCCCUUCGGCCUAUGUUGUUGGCCAAACGGAGUUUGUCAUCACAACUGAGCACUUCUAUUCCAGCAACGUUUGUUCAAGAAAAGCUGUCCACCCAUGUGCACGAAACCCAGUUAUCUCGAUCCGUGCACGGCGCUAAUUCGACGAUUGUCUCAGUGCCCCUCAUGAGACACAAUUCGCGCUGUCGAAUUUCACGUAGUGCUGAAGUAAUUGAUGUACUGUCACCGUGCUCCUCGGUAGACUCAUUUUUGCCUCGCUCUUUAAGCGCCCAUAUUCGUCCUCAUACUUCCGAUAUGAGUACUUUUGAACGUAAUUUUUAUGCCUCCAUUCAGAAACUGCCUAGCCAUUCAUUCACAAAUAUUCGUUCAUGUGCAUCUGUGCAGAGUGAACUUACUUGCUAUCCCUCUGCUUCCGGCUUAUUUCCACCUGUAUGCUCGCCUAAAUCACCUUUUCUCAAGACUUGGUUCCCUUUGUUUGACAAUUCCCCCUGCAGACAACAACAGAAACAAGCAUUCCUCCCCUCUUCCAGUAGCGGAAGCAGUGAAGUGUCUUCUCCCUCCUCUGGUCGUAACGUCGUCCAUAGCAGUAGUUGUUUCAAUCUCUACUCAGUUUCUUAACCUCUGUUGGUUUUCUCUCUACCACCCCCCGCUGUGAUCAAACGAUUUGCAAAUCGUGACUUCUCUAUCACUUGUGUUAGAUCUUUGCUCUAUCGUGCGUUUUCUUAUACACGCAUCUCAGGUGUAUGGUGGCAUUAGUACAUUUUAGACCAUCAUUGUCCCACCUUUAUCUUUGUGUAUCUUG
Molecule: messenger RNA, 2253 nt
Organism: Dicrocoelium dendriticum
Lineage: Eukaryota; Metazoa; Platyhelminthes; Trematoda; Plagiorchiida; Dicrocoeliidae
Source: the annotation of a GenBank genome assembly